Messenger RNA from Effrenium voratum, 1260 nucleotides. The record is from the annotation of a GenBank genome assembly. NCBI's taxonomy places the organism in Eukaryota, Dinophyceae, Suessiales, Symbiodiniaceae.
UGCCAUCGUCCUCAACCAAAACCAGGCGCUCUGUCGCCAUGGCGCCCGCGGCAAAUGCGCGGAGGCCCCGCAGCAGCAGCAGGCGCCGGAAGAUCAAAGAAGAGCUGGAAGCAAGGCAGCUGAACUUCAAAGAGGUAUGGCAGCUCCAGCAGGAGUUGGUCCGGGAGGCAGCAAAGCCGGCCCUCAUGGAGGCAGCCCAACAACUGCUGCAGGCGGCCCACUACGACGCGGUGGUGGAGGAGCGGUCCCUGGAGCAGCUUUGCGGGUUCCCGGCCUGCACGCGCAACAUCCAAGUGCCGGAGAGGAAGCGAUGGGCGGUGAACUACGCCACCAAAGAGGUGCUGGACGCUGCGGAGCUCCGGAGCUUCUGCAGCCCCGGCUGCCGCCAGCGGUCCCACCGCUUCCGGGCACAGCUGCAGCCGGAACCCCCGUACCUUCGGCCUGCCGCGGCGGUGGCUUCCACUCGGGCGGCUUUGAGCGAGACGAAGGCCAAGGAGGUGCCGAAGGUGCGCCCCCGUGCGGUGGUCCGCUUCUCCCGCGAGCGGCAGAGCUACUCGGUGCAGUACAAGGACUACGACGGCGGCGGCGCUCUGCCGGAUAUGCCCGCUGUGAAGGAGGCGCCUCGGGAAUCCGUGCUCAACGGCUCUGUGAGGGAGCGGAUGGAGCCAACGAAGCCAGCUCUCCAGGUGAAGAGAGAAGCGGGGCAAGACACAAAGCCGGACACACCUCAAGAUGAAGACACAGAUGAGGAUGAGCAUGUGAACUUCAGUGACAGUGAUGGAGACAGUGACCUGUACGACGCUGAUGCCGUGCCCGACGGCAAGACUUCGGUCCCUUGGAUCCGGGCCUGGGCUGUGCUCAGCGGCUGGAUGACCGAGACAGCCAAGGCAGUACUCAGAGGUGCUAGCCUUGACCGAAGUGAGGAGCGUCGGCCUUGCCACAAGGGCCGCCGGGACCUGCUCACAGAGCUGCUGACCUCCCGACUGCCUGGGGAGCUUUCCUUCAUGGCCUGUCGCUACUACGAGCUGGUUUCGUGUUUGGGUGUCCACGAGACGCUGCCAUCGGUGACGGAGCAUCGGCUCUACGACCUGCUGGCGGCGAUUCUUAUCCGCGGACUCUACCUGUCUGAUCAGCAGCGAGGUCUUUUUGAUCUCAACCAUACCCAAGUCGCGCUGCUGGACAGAAGCAUGCAGGAGUCCGCCAAGUUCAUGGGUAUCGCCGAAGAGGAGCUCCCCAUGUUGGUCCAGAUACUUUGAGCAG